GAAUUCAACCCUCGAGUGACAUAGACGUGUCGAAAGUAGCCGUUACUGAGAGGAUUCCAUAAACACCACGUGUGAAAGUUUAUUGAACUACAGAAUUUUAGUUGUUCGGUCUGAUAGUAUAUAGUUUAACGUUUUAGGUCUUAGUGUAUAAGUAUAUAAUCAAGAAUAAGGUUAAAUUAAACUAGAAACAAGUGUGUAGUGCAUUAGAAUGGGGGUCAAGGACCCCGGGGGGUAUAUCCCCCUAGCAAACUAUUAUAGUUCCCUUGGUGAGUUCAGUGAACCAAGAAGAAAAAUGGGCAAAAAGAGUGGUACGCCAUUUUCUACAACCCAGAAUACAGAGGAAGAGAAAUUCCUGGUAAUGGAAGCAACGGAGGAAGGGAAGGAUUUAAGCAGAUGCAACCCGUUUCUGCUUCAAAAAAUCAUAGAAAACGCUAUGGGUGGCAAACCUGAAAAGGUGACGCGAUUGAAAGGAGGAAGACUGCUAAUCAGAGUGAAGAAUGAAAAGAUGGCAGGUAAGGCGUAUAAGAUCACAAAAAUUUCUGAUGGUAAAGGAGAGCUGUGCGUCAAAGUUGCGGAGCACCCCACGCUGAACAGUUCUAAAGGCAUCAUUCGAUGCCCCGAUAUCGAGUAUAUGACGGAGGAAGAAAUUAAGGAAGGAUUAGCGGGACAAAAGGUGACCGAGGUUGCGAUUAUGAAGAGAAAGGUGGAUGGACAAUUGCUAAACACGAAAACGGCUAUCCUUACUUUCAACUCGUCUAACGCCUCUCUGAAGAGCAAUUGA
This is a messenger RNA of Anopheles funestus (African malaria mosquito), 781 nucleotides long. RefSeq lists its product as uncharacterized. Bases 209 to 781 code for a protein of 190 amino acids. The record is from RefSeq and is a predicted model, not a curated record. Lineage: Eukaryota; Metazoa; Arthropoda; Insecta; Diptera; Culicidae. The transcript has 2 exons.